Pantherophis guttatus is the source of this 580-nucleotide messenger RNA. It is a transcript of the gene TRMT112, whose product is annotated as tRNA methyltransferase activator subunit 11-2. The record is from RefSeq and is a predicted model, not a curated record. Gene Ontology annotation, molecular function: protein heterodimerization activity. Gene Ontology annotation, biological process: tRNA methylation; rRNA (guanine-N7)-methylation; peptidyl-glutamine methylation. Lineage: Eukaryota; Metazoa; Chordata; Lepidosauria; Squamata; Colubridae.
UCCGAUAGGGAUUUCUUCCCCCCCCUUUUGCACGUGUCUUUUGCUCGCCCGGUGGACCGAAAAAAAACAUGAAACUCCUGACCCACAACAUGCUCACUUCGCACGUGCGGGGCGUGCGGCCCGGGGGAGGGUUCCCCCUUCUCAUAAAGGCUACGGAGGUGAAGGUGAACGAUAUCGAUUUCAACCCAGAGUUCACGGCACGGAUGGUGCCCAAAAUUGAAUGGGCAGCUCUGGUGGGCGCUGCCGAAAGUCUGGGUCACCGCUCCGACCUUCCUUCCGAGCUUAUCCCCGACUACGAGAAAAAUGAAGAUUUUCUUCGGAAAGUCCAUCAUGUCUUGAUGGAGGUGGAGGUGAUCGAAGGUAUUCUGAAAUGUCCAGAUACUGGACGGGAAUUUCCCAUUACUAAGGGCAUACCGAACAUGUUGCUGAGCGAAGACGAGACGUGAGCUUUUCUGCUAUCAAACAGGCACUAGAAGGGGUCUGGGGGGAUGGAGGAAAGAGAACUAUUAACUUCCUUGCAACAGUUUUUGCAUUAUUGUUUGAUUUGUGUUGUGUAAAUAAAUCUGAAUGCUUAAAUGCA